Molecule: messenger RNA, 1902 nt
Organism: Plasmodium gallinaceum
Lineage: Eukaryota; Apicomplexa; Aconoidasida; Haemosporida; Plasmodiidae
Product: merozoite surface protein 3
Exons: 1
Coding region: 1-1902 (633 amino acids)
Source: RefSeq, a predicted model, not a curated record
AUGAUAAAGAUUAUUAACAUUGCCUUUUAUUUAAUUUUUUUAAAUUCAUAUAUUUGUGAAAACAACGUAAGUUUGAUAAAUAAAGCUGAAAGCACACAAUUUGUAGAUUUGCAAAAACCUAAUUUAAGACAUGGAGGUUUAAGUAAUAGUUAUACUAUAAGAGAGAAAUAUAAUAAUUUAGGAAGAACAGAUGAAAAAUUACAAAACAUCCAAGGGUUUUAUAACACCAAUGGCAUUCAAACAAUUCAAGGUCAAGAUGAUUCUAUACAAGCCGAUGAAGAUCCAAAUGCUCCAAAAGAAGAAAGAAAAGAAAACUCAGUAGACGGAACUUUGCAAGUACAGUUAGGUGAAGGAGAUAGUAGUGGAACAGGGGAUCAUCCAAAUGAUCACAAAGAAGAAACAAAAAGAGAUAGUGCACUAAAUGAAUCUGAAGAGAGCAGAUCAGUUGUAAGGAAUCCUCCUUCUCAAAAUUCAGAACAUGUAACAACAGUAGAUCAAGACAAAACAAGUUCUUCAAAUGAAGGAUUAACAUCAAUUAUAAAAAGUCAAGAAGGUAGUGAAACACAAAAUCAAUUAGAAACAAUUCCAGAUCAUCAAGAAAAACAAGAACCACUUACUUCUGGUGGUUUAGAAAAAACAACAAUUACUAGUGGAGUACCAGUUGACAAUAAAGGUGGUUCAGAUUUACAAAAGGAUGAGCAACAUGAGGACCAGCAAGAACGUGAUGCCGAAGAUUCUGAAGAUGAUGAGGAUGAGGAAGAUGAUGGCGACGAAAGUGAAGGUGAAGAAGAAGAUAUGAGUUCAGAUCAAGGUGAUGGUGUAGGCGGUAAAACAAAAAAAAAAGGUAAGAAGAGAAAAAGUAAAAAAAAAGACGUAUCACAAUUACCAAAAGAAGCACAAGUAACACAAGAUAGUGUAGGGCAACCUCAACAUAUUCAGAGUGAUCCGGCAGUAACAGAGAGCGAUCAAAAACAUAGUUCUCAAGAACAACAUGUAGAAAACGCAAGUGGAGUUGAUUCAUCACCACAGAGGACAGAAGGAGUCAACAAAGAAGGUGAAAAUUUGCCAUCUGCUGAUGUUUUACAAGUAAAAGAAUUAACACCAGGACAACCACAAUCGGAAGCAUUAUCACAGGAAACCAAAAUUAUAGAAGGGGGAAUUGCAGGGGGAAGUACAAGAAAUGAUUCUAUAAAAAAACAAACAGAUCAAAGUGAUUUAAAUACUGUAAAAGAAGUAGAUAAGGUACAAACAAGUGAACAAGAAAAAAAAACACCCAUAAUACAAGAGAUUGCUGUUCCUGAAGAUAGCUAUGAUGAGGGCGAUGAAGAUGUGGAAGAAGAAGAAGAACAUGAAGUAGAUGAAGAAGAAGAAGAUGAGGAUGACGAAGAACAAAUAAAUGAAGAAGAGGAAUUAGAUGGUGAAUUAGAUUAUGAUGAAAUAGAAGAAGGUGAAGGUGAAGUGGAUGAAGUUGAAGAUGAUGAAGAUGAUAGUGGAGGUGAAGAGGAAAAUAUUUUUAGUGAUGAAAGAGAAACAAGAGAUAGCCAAAUGGAAAAUGGAGAUUCACUGAAAGAUGAGAAACAACCAACAGGAGAUAUCUUAUCUGAGGAAGAAAUUUCAGAGUCUGCAAUUGAGAAACAAAGAAAACAAGAAGAGUCAAGAAGAACAGAAGAAGGUCAGUCACACGAAAAUUCUGAACAACAAAAACAAAAGGAAAUUAAGCCUCCAUCAAAUGAUAGUAGUGCUCAUAAAUCAUUAAUUAAAGACUUUAAAGAUGAUAGUAAGGUUAAAAAAGAAGCAGAAACUAAAGUAAAAAAUAUGAUAAAUUUAAUUGGUGAUAGUGGAGUUGCUGAUACAUUGAAAGAUUUGGCCAAAGAUAUGGCUCAAAUUUUUCUUAAUCUUUAA